UCCACGCCUUUUUUCUCUCUUAAGCAAAAGAAAAAAAAAAUGAUACUUUUCGCGCGUCGUAAUUCAUUCCGUAGUUUCAUUCUGAAUUCUGAUCUCCCCCGGCAAAUAUAGACUGUUUUCAUAAAACAUACUAUAGAAUAAUGCAAUUUAAUAAUCAAUGCUUAUUCUGCUUUGUUGAAUUGUCUGAUAAUGGUAAUAACACGUCGUCAACAGAGAUAAAAUAAGAAUAAAGUGGGUCAUUUUCUUUUCUUUUCAAGAAUCUUUGAUUCCAAAGUUUUGCUUCUGAAUUGGGUUUCUUCAGAAAUUUAAUGGGGUUUGUAUGUUUUUCAGAAUAAUCGGUUAAUUUUCAGAAAAAUGGAUUGGAUGAGUCCAAUAUUUCGCUUAUUCAGUGUGAUAAUUGGGUUUGUAGGGUUUAGUUUUGGGAUUACAAUUGGUGUUACGAUUGGUUAUUUCUUAUUCAUCUACUUUCAGUCAUCUGAUGUUCAGGAUCCUGAUAUUCGUCCAUUGGCUGACGAAGAUACAGAUAAAUUACGGAGGCUGCUUCCUGAAAUACCUCUUUGGGUGAAGAACCCUGAUUAUGAUCGUAUUGACUGGCUGAACAAGUUUAUAGCCCUGAUGUGGCCGUAUCUAGACAAGGCAAUAUGCAAAACUAUAAAGGAUAUUGCAACUCCUAUAAUUGCUGAACAGAUUUCAAAAUACAAAAUUGACUCUGUUGAAUUUGAGAAACUCACCUUAGGGUCACUACCACCAACUUUCCAAGGUAUGAAAGUCUAUGUUACAGACGAGAAAGAAUUGAUUAUGGAGCCAUCUUUAAAGUGGGCAUCAAAUCCUAAUGUCAUGGUUGCUGUAAAAGCUUUUGGCUUGAAGGCAACUGCUCAGAUGUUGGAUCUUCAAAUAUUUGCUUCUCCCCGCAUAACUUUGAAGCCCUUGGUGCCAAGUUUCCCAUGUUUUGCUAGCAUUUAUGUUUCUCUUAUGGAGAAGCCGCAUGUUGACUUUGGUCUGAAGCUUCUAGGGGCUGAUCUCCUGUCAAUACCUGGCCUUUAUAGGUUUGUCCAGGAGCUAAUUAAAGACCAAGUUGCUAAUAUGUAUCUAUGGCCACGUACACUAGAAGUACCAAUUUUGGAUCCCACAAAAGCUCAAAGGAAGCCCGUGGGCAUUUUACAUGUAAAGAUUUUAAGAGCCACAAAGCUGAAGAAGAAAGAUCUCCUGGGUGCAUCGGACCCGUACGUAAAAUUGAAGCUCAGCGACGAUAGAACUCCAUCGAAGAAAACAACAGUGAAGCACAAGAACUUGAACCCUGAAUGGAAUGAGGAAUUUAAUUUGACAAUAAGAGAUCCGGAGACCCAGAUGCUAGAACUUAAAGUGUAUGAUUGGGAACAGGUUGGUAAACAUGAUAGAAUGGGUAUGAAUCAUGUUCCUUUGAAAGAACUUACUCCUGAUGAGCCAAAGGAAUUUACUGUUGAUCUCCUUAAAACCGGUGAUCCAAAUGAUCCUCAAAAUGAGAAAUCACGGGGUCAGAUUGUGAUUCAAUUGACAUACAAAGCAUUUAAAGAGGAGGAUCUCGGAAAAGAUUUUGAAGAUUCAAUGCAGCAAGCACCCAAAGGAACUCCUGCUGGUGGAGGUAUUCUUAUUGUGAGAGUACAUGAAGGUCAAGAUCUCGAAGGAAAGCAUCAUACAAACCCGUUUGUACGUGUCAUCUUUAGAGGGGAAGAGAGAAAGACCAAGACUAUCAAAAAGAAUAGAGAUCCGCGUUGGGAUGAGCAAUUUCAGUUCGUAGUCGAAGAACCUCCCACAAAAGAUAAGCUACAUCUGGAAGUUGUGAGUUCCUCUUCAAGAAGCUUACUUCACUCCAAGGAAUCCUUGGGGUACGUAGAUAUAAACCUAAAUGAUGUUGUUAACAACAAGAGGACAAACGAGAAGUAUAAUCUUAUCGACUCGAAGCAUGGGCGCAUCCUAGUCGAGCUAUUGUGGAGAGCUGCUCCCCCAAAGUCUUAGAACACUCUACAUCUUUUAUACAAAUACCAACUAAAGAAAAAUGCUGCAUUCGGUGUUUCGAAUAGCAGCGAAAUUGUUUAGCUUAUGUGAUCUUGAAUAUAAUUGUAGCUGGGAAUGCAAUUUAACUUUUCUGGGUCGUGAAAGACCGAUUUUACUUGUAAACUGUAAAGAAAUGCAGUUGUUCGUCUUUCUAACGUGGUCGAAAUUUUUUUGCUUCAGUAAAUGUUGAAUAUAAUUGUGAUUUGUGAGCUGUGGAGUUUUAAUUUUAAUUUAAUAAAAUAAACUU
This is a messenger RNA of Amaranthus tricolor (Joseph's coat), 2281 nucleotides long. Its product is annotated as synaptotagmin-2-like. The record is from RefSeq and is a predicted model, not a curated record. Bases 355 to 1995 code for a protein of 546 amino acids. Gene Ontology annotation, cellular component: endoplasmic reticulum. The transcript has 12 exons. NCBI's taxonomy places the organism in Eukaryota, Viridiplantae, Streptophyta, Magnoliopsida, Caryophyllales, Amaranthaceae. Gene Ontology annotation, molecular function: lipid binding.